UAUUGUUUGACAUGCAGUUACUGCAAUCGUGAUAUAAGUGCAGCUCUUUAAAUGCGUUAAAUAACUGACUUUAAACAUGACGCUUAAUCUUGUAGAAAAAAAAUUCCUAAUUACAGGGGCCGGUAGAGGAAUUGGUCGGGAAAUUGCCAAAACGUUACACCAGCAAGGGAGUAAAGUUUACGCUUUAAGCAGAUCGAUAGAACCACUGAAAUCACUUGUUUCGGAAAAUCCAGGAAUACAACCGAUACACGCAGAUGUCGGGAAGUGGGAAACGCUUUUUAACAAACUGGAAGGGAUAGACGUUUUGGGCGGGCUUGCAAAUAAUGCAGCACAGACUGGCAUCCCUCCCAUCGGUGCAUUGGAUUAUCCCCGAGAGGAACUUCAAAGCCUGAUUGAUUCACAAGUUCUUGGACUUAUCAACGCGACGCAAAUUGUCGCAAAGAAAAUGGUUGCAGCAGGAAAGCCUGGAUCCAUCGUUAAUGUGUCAAGCAUCUGGUCCAAGCAAGCGGUUCCUGGGCAAAUGGCAUACACAAUAACAAAGGCUGCUGUUGAUAUGAUAACCAAACAGUUUGCUCUAGAGCUUGGUCCUCACAAUAUUCGUGUGAAUGCUGUUAAUCCUAAGUUAAUUGUAAGAAAUAAGUAAACUAACGAGCAUUAUAAACAUAUAAGCUGAUAUGUGUAGUAAAUCUACGAAAAUAAAAUUGUUUUUCGCAAACAUAAAUAUUAAAUAAAUGAAUAU
This is a messenger RNA of Mya arenaria, 739 nucleotides long. RefSeq names its product L-xylulose reductase-like. Gene Ontology annotation, molecular function: carbonyl reductase (NADPH) activity; L-xylulose reductase (NADPH) activity. Bases 77 to 643 code for a protein of 188 amino acids. The transcript has a single exon. The record is from RefSeq and is a predicted model, not a curated record. Lineage: Eukaryota; Metazoa; Mollusca; Bivalvia; Myida; Myidae. Gene Ontology annotation, biological process: xylulose metabolic process; glucose metabolic process.